AAUGUUGUCAGUUCAAAACAAAGUCAAAGUUAUUUUUGAUCAGUUCCAAAACAAAAGCAAGGUUGUUUUUCAUUUGAAUAAGGCACAUCCGCGGCGUGGAACGGUCUUGUCCUAUCUUUAGAGUAAACUCAUUGCAUAUAUCCAGGGACAGUCUCCCAGGCUUAUAAAAGCAUCUGGGUCUCACCAGAUUUCCUCGUUAUUCCGUCAAGCUUCCAACGUCUUUGCAUAUCUCAUACAUCUAAUACCCAUCCACACGCACACAACCACCACCCACUUCCAACCAUCAUGCGUAUUCCCGUUGUAUUGCUCGCCCUUGCGGCACUUACGACUGCACACCCCAUCAGUACCCGUCAGAAAAAGUUCUCCAUCCUCGCCUUGGGAGAUAGUUUAACUGACAACGGCAACACCUUCAAACUCACCGGGGGUACCUGGCCCGCUCCCGCAUUUUACUUUAAUGGCCGGUACAGCAACGGUCCAACAUGGGUAGAAUACCUUACAGCCGACCUCGGUAUAAGUCAGGUCAACAGGGCUUUUGGAGGAGCCACAUCGGAUUCGACCAAGAUUGCCGGUGAAGCGCCAUUCGGAAACGUUAUUCCCCAAAUGCCAGGAUUGGUCCAGCAGGCUCAACAGUUCUUGACAAAUCGCGCAGGAGCUAACCCAGCUACGACUUUGGUCUCUGUUUGGAUUGGUGCAAAUGAUUACUUCCAUGCCGCCGAACACGGCCGUGCUGACAUCACCCCUCAAGUGGUCGUCCAAGACACCAUCAACGGAAUGCAAACCCUCCUCAGCGCCGGUUACAAGAACUUUAUGGUCUUCAACCUCCCCCCUGGAAGCCCAGACCUUCCCGUAGUGGCCCACAACACUGAACUCGCAUCCAAAUUAACGGCAUUCGCAGCUGCGAACCCAAAUGCCAACAUUGUCCCCAUUGACAUGCCUACCGUAUUUAAUGGUGUGAUGGCAAACUUGGCUGCUACCGGACAGUUGCCCGCCAAUCUCGAUGUAACAAAGGGCUGUGUCGAUUUGAGAGCCAGCCCUCCCACAAUUUGCUCGAAUCCCAACGACUUUAUUACUUGGGAUGGGAUCCACCCAACCACAGCAAUCCACAAGCAGUUGUCGAAUGCCGUCAAAGACAUCAUGAUGGCAAAGAUUGCCGAUAUUGGUCGUUAAGGGAUCCUGCUGGCGGGGGACUUUUGAUAGUUAGAGACAUAGAAAAAAAUUUAGAUAUUGACUUUUUUAAAUGUCGUUUAGAUGAAUUUGUGUUUAGCAUUAUUUUGAUGUGUAAAACGGAAUAUCAUUUACUUGCUUCUUUCUAUAAGGAUUUCGAUUGAACUCUGGUGGAAUCAAAA
Molecule: messenger RNA, 1346 nt
Organism: Spizellomyces punctatus DAOM BR117
Lineage: Eukaryota; Fungi; Chytridiomycota; Chytridiomycetes; Spizellomycetales; Spizellomycetaceae
Exons: 2
Coding region: 286-1167 (293 amino acids)
Molecular function (GO): hydrolase activity, acting on ester bonds
Source: RefSeq, a predicted model, not a curated record